GGGGUUGAUCACGCCUGCGCCAAGAGGAACAAGAUGGCGGAGAGUGCGGAACUGAAGCAAAUGGUUAUGAGCCUUCGUGUUUCGGAGCUCCAAGUACUACUGGGAUACGCAGGUCGAAACAAACACGGGCGCAAACACGAACUGUUGACCAAGGCGCUGCACUUACUGAAAGCUGGCUGUAGCCCUGCCGUGCAGAUGAAAAUCAAAGAACUCUACCGGCGGCGCUUCCCCACCAAAAUGGUGUCCCCUGCAGACCUGGCCCUACCCAGCGUUCAUUCUGCCAGCAAUGCCCUGCCUGCAGGUCUUACUCAGCUGGCUUUUGACGGCCAUGGCGCCCCUUCGCCCCUACUGCCCGUCUCCCUGCUAGGACCCAAACAUGAGCUAAGCCUGCCCCACCUGCCCUCGGCACUCAACCCUGUGCACCCUGAUGUGAAGUUGCAGAGGCUGCCUUUCUACGACAUGCUGGAUGAGCUUAUCAAGCCCACCAGCCUGGCCUCAGAUAACAGCCAGCGGUUUCAAGAAACAUGUUUUGCUUUUGCAUUAACACCCCAUCAAGUACAGCAGAUCAGCAGCUCAAUGGACAUCUCUGGGACCAAAUGUGAUUUCACUGUCCAAGUCCAGCUAAGAUUUUGUUUGUCAGAAACGAGCUGUCCUCAGGAAGACCAUUUUCCUCCCAAUCUGUGUGUGAAAGUGAACGGGAAGCCCUGCAGCCUCCCGGGAUAUCUUCCUCCAACCAAAAAUGGUGUAGAGCCAAAGCGACCCAGCCGACCCAUUAAUAUUACCUCACUGGUCAGAUUGUCCACAACAGUACCCAAUACCAUCGUUGUAUCAUGGACUUCUGAAAUUGGAAGGAGCUACUCCAUGGCUGUGUAUUUGGUGAAGCAGCAAUCUUCCACUGUGCUGCUGCAGAGGCUGAGGGCCAAGGGCAUCCGCAACCCAGACCACUCAAGGGCCCUCAUCAAAGAAAAGCUGACAGCAGACCCUGACAGUGAAAUCGCCACCACAAGUCUACGCGUCUCUCUGCUCUGCCCGUUGGGAAAAAUGCGGCUGAUGAUUCCAUGCCGCGCCAUCACCUGCUCCCACCUGCAGUGCUUUGAUGCCACACUCUACAUCCAGAUGAACGAGAAGAAACCCACUUGGGUGUGUCCCGUCUGUGAUAAGAAGGCCCCUUAUGAACACCUCAUUAUUGAUGGGUUAUUCAUGGAGAUCCUGAACAGCUGCGUGGACUGUGAUGAAAUCCAGUUUAAAGAGGAUGGGAGCUGGGCCCCCAUGAGGUCGAAGAAAGAGGUGCAGGAGGUGUCUGCGUCCUACAAUGGCCUGGAAGGGGCUUGUCGGACAGUUGUUCCUGAGCACAGAAACAGCUCCUCCCACAGCAGCAGCAGCAAGAAGGUGGAGGUGAUUGACCUGACGCUGGACAGCUCCUCAGAAGACGACGAAGACGACGAGCCACCGCCAAAGAGGACCUGCCCCUCUAUGUCCCCUGCUUCUCCCCCCAUGAACAAGGGGGUGCUGAAUCUCCACCCCCAGGCAUCACCGGUGGCACGCACACCCAGCAUGCCCCCUGUAGACACCAACUACAUCCCUCCACCACCACCAUUACAUCCCAUCCAGGACUACCGGCACUACUACCACACACCCAAUGACCUGUCAGAUCUAAAUUUCUUCUCCUUCUUACAAGGUGAUAAUCAUCAGCAUUACAACAUGGUGAUGGCGGCCGCAGCAGCUGCCUCUGCUUCUGAAGACCAUGACCUCCUGCUGAACCGCUUCCUGCCCUACGGCUCCUCUCAGAUGUUUCUGGAGCAGCCAGGCACACCAGCGGGCAGCACACUGGCCCCAGCCAACGGUGGAAGCAGCAGUGGCAGCAGCAGCAGCCUGGUGUCCUCCAGCAGCCUCCGCGACAGCCAUGCCCACCCUGUUGCCUCCAGGGCUAGUGCUGAGGCAGCGGCCGCUGCCGCUAUCUACGGCUCCAUCCCGGAUGUCAUCUCGCUGGACUGAACUCAUUAGCCGGCACGUGCACACAAAAUAAACUCAGACUCAGUUGAAACAAAGAAG
Messenger RNA from Scleropages formosus (Asian bonytongue), 2052 nucleotides. RefSeq names its product protein inhibitor of activated STAT, 1b (gene pias1b). The coding region runs from base 34 to 1995 and encodes 653 amino acids. Lineage: Eukaryota; Metazoa; Chordata; Actinopteri; Osteoglossiformes; Osteoglossidae. Gene Ontology annotation, molecular function: SUMO ligase activity; transcription coregulator activity; zinc ion binding. The record is from RefSeq and is a predicted model, not a curated record. Gene Ontology annotation, cellular component: chromatin. Gene Ontology annotation, biological process: protein sumoylation; regulation of transcription by RNA polymerase II. The transcript has 14 exons.